CCACAUCUGAGCAGGUAAACAGGAGCUCGCUAACAUUGUCUUCACACUGGUUUAUUUCUCUCCAGACACUGAAGAAACUACCUGCUAGAGAUGAGAACUCCUCCGGGAAGCCUCUGAAAGGAUUUCAUUUGUAUUUUUCUUUCUAAAAAUCCUAAAUAUCAAUCAUUUCAAGGAUGCGUCGACGCGACAGGUGGUCGAUAUUGAGCUCCAUCUUCAUCCUGUUGGUGGUCACACGGACAAAACCACAGCGAAGAGAGGAUAGUGGCAUCUCUUUGCUCCAGCUGAUUGGGGACCCCCCUCCAGAUGAAAUCAUCAGGGUUUCAGGGCCGAGGGAUGAGGCUGCUUUCCUCUUCACCUCUGCUGCAGCGUCGGGCCAGCCCGUUCUGGCCCAUGUCCCUAGCCCUUUCUACCGCCACUUCUCCCUCCUCUUCCACCUCAAGCCCUCCACCCCCGCUGCCUCUGUCCUCUUCUCUAUUACUGAUGGGCCCCAGAAGCUCAUCUACAUUGGUGUCAAGCUCAGUGCUGUGCAGUCCGGUCGUCAGAAGGUGCAGUUCUUUUACACCGAACCUGACGCUGAGGCCUCAUAUGAGGCAGCCAGCUUUGAUGUGCCCAGUCUGGUGAACACCUGGAGUCGCUUCUCGUUGUCUGUUUUUGAGGAUCGGGUGACUUUGUACCAAGGCUGUGACUCUGAGCCACAGGUGGUGAAGUUUGAGCGCUCCCCAGAUUUGAUGGAGUUCGAUGCCGGAGCAGGGAUCUUUGUGGGUCAGGCUGGAGGAGCUGACACUGAUAAGUUCAAGGGUGAGAUCGCAGAGCUGCGACUGGUGGGAAACCCUCAGGCAGCUGAGCGUUUGUGUGAUGAUGAGGACGACUCUGAUGCUGCCUCUGGUGACUUUGGCAGCGGUGAAGAUGACAGGAGACAGACAGGACACACUGUGAAGACCACCCCUGCAUCCUUCCGUCCAGCGCCUGAACCACCACUGACAUCCUCACAAAAGGACAGCCUCAAAGAAUCAGAUGACAGGUAUCUGCAGCUGUCAGUGGACUACAGCCAGUCUGGAUCACCAGGCCCAAAAGCAGGUGUCAGCGGUGCUAAAGGUGACAAAGGUGACAAAGGAGAGAAAGGUUCAAAGGGGGACAGAGGCCCCGCAGGACCAAAGGGAGAUUCAAGGUCUGGCUUUGGCUCUGGUGUGUCCUCCCAGGGUGAACGAGGGCAAAAGGGUGAAAAGGGAGCAAAGGGCAUUGGAUAUCCAGGCAAUAAGGGAGAGCGUGGGGCUCAGGGGCCUCCCGGGCCUCCUGGUCCUCCAGGACCUGCGGCUGAAGUAGUCCGACUGGGGGAUGGCUCUGCUGUGCAACACGUGGCAGGACCCCCUGGACCUCCAGGGCUACCGGGGGCAGAUGGGGCUGCAGGACCUCCAGGGGCCGAUGGGGAGCCUGGUGAUCCAGGAGAAGAUGGAAAAGCUGGUCAUGCUGGGCCACAAGGCCCUCCUGGUAAUCCUGGACAUAAAGGCCAAAAGGGGGAAAGAGGAGAGGGUCAACCUGGACCCAGAGGCCGCCCAGGUCCACCAGGACCUCCUGGACCUGGCACUGGUGACCGUCCAACCUUUGUUGACAUGGAAGGCUCAGGAUUCCCUGACCUGGACAAAGUUUGGGGUCCCCGUGGUCCUCCCGGCCCCCCGGGCCCUCCUGGCCCCCCUGGGAUCCCUGGGACUUCAGUGGCCCUGGGAGACAACGGUUCAGUUGCCUUUGGACCUCCUGGACCACCUGGACAAGAUGGAGUCCCUGGUUUACCAGGCCCUCCUGGUCAUCCUGGUGCACCUGGUCAGCCUGGACCCAGAGGAGAGAAGGGUGACUGUGGUGAGCUCGGUCUUCCAGGAGCAGCCGGGCAAAAGCAAGACACACAAGACUCCAGCUUUCUCACCGGCCUCUUCUCUUACUUUACGCCUUCCUCUGUGGGUGCUCAGGGUGACCCAGGACAGACGGGUACCGCAGGGCAGACCGGGCUAGCAGGGCUUCCAGGGCCAAUGGGACCAGUUGGACCUCCAGGACCUCCUGGACCACCAGGGCCACCUUACCACACUGGCCUUAGUGACAAUGAUGGAUAUGAUGUGAUCGCCGGCCCACCUGGACCACAGGGUCCACGUGGUACUGCAGGUCUACCUGGCCAGCCAGGUUUGCCGGGCAACUUUGGAGAAAAAGGAGCAGAGGGGCCACGAGGACCACCUGGGCUCCCAGGCCUGGACGGGAUCCCUGGACCGCCGGGUGAAAAGGGUGAAAGAGGAGCGAAAGGAGAGACGGGUAUGCCAGGACGAGAUGGCGGACCACCUGGACCUCCAGGGCCUCCCGGGCCCCCAGGACAGAUUGUCUACCAGACAACAGGAGAUUAUAAUGACAUAUAUUGGAGCGAAGGGUGGCAGGAAGGAGCUAGUCUUCCAGGCCGAGCAGGAUUCCCAGGGCCCAUGGGACCAAAAGGAGAUAAAGGAGAUUCAGGUCCUCCAGGAUAUGCACCAAAGGGACAGAAAGGAGAGCCUGGUAUCAUCCUGGGGCCUGAUGGGACUCCUUUGUACCUGGGUGCCCUGGCAGGACAGCCGGGUGAGAAGGGACCUCCUGGCCCAGUGGGACCUCCAGGUUCAUACGGUCCUCCAGGCCAUAAGGGAGAGAUUGGGCUUCCAGGGAGACCGGGUCGUCCGGGGCUGAAUGGCGCCAAAGGAGCGAAGGGAGAUGCAAGCAUUGGAUCUGGAUAUGGUUACCCUGGUCCUCCAGGUCCACCGGGCCCUCCUGGACCUCCUGGACCCACUGUUCCUGUUGACAGACUCGGAGGGAAUGAGGAUUACUCCAGGUAUCACCCCGCUAUGAAAGGAGAGAAAGGUGAUCUUGGACCACCGGGGCGUCCAGGUAUCGGGUCAGACUUUGACCUUUACACUUUAAAGAAUGAGCUGAAAGGUGAAAUGGGCAGUCCAGGCUUGAAAGGAGAGAAAGGAGAACCGGGUGGAGGAUAUUACGAUCCCCGCUAUGGAGGGAGUGGAGUCGGAGCCUCAGGAGUGCCUGGACCUCCUGGCCCUAAAGGUGACUCCAUCAUUGGCCCACCAGGCCCUCAGGGGCCACCAGGUCCACCAGGAAGAAGCUAUGAUGGCCCACCUGGACCACCAGGGCCACCUGGACCUCCAGGACCAUCUUUACCUGGUGCUCACAGAGGCACACAGACUAUCAGUAUUCCUGGACCACCGGGACCACCUGGACCUCCAGGGCUACCUGGAUACUCCUCAGGGGUGACAGUGUUGAGAUCUUAUGACACCAUGACAGCCACUGCUAGAAUACAACCUGAGGGCUCUCUGGUGUACAUCAUAGACCAAACAGAUCUCUACUUACGGGUCAGAGAUGGAGUCCGGCAAGUCAAGCUUGGGAGUUACAUUGCUUUGCCCAGUGAGGAUGGUAAUGAGGUUGCAGCUGUGGAGCCCCCACCAGUCAUUCCUUACUACCCAGACCACAGCUCUCAAAGCCAACCUGCCAGUCCAGUCCACCCGAGCUCAGGGCAUCAGUCAGAGCCAGAUCCGUAUUACCCUCAGUAUCCAUCAAACCCUGAUCCCCGAUACCACCCUGACUCACAGUAUCACCCAGACCCGCGGUACCCAGCACCCACCAAUCCAAGGUUUCCAAGUUACGGAGACCGGCUAAACCAACCAGAUGGUAGGUAUUUUGUCCAUACAGCCCAGGAACGCCCUGCAUACCCAGACACGCGUUAUACAGUCACCCCUCAGCGAAGACCACCUCCACCUGUGCCCCAGACUCCAGUCCACCAUCACACUUCAGGUCCAGGGCUCCACCUGAUUGCUAUGAACAGCCCUCAGACCGGCUCCAUGAAGGGCAUCCGUGGUGCAGACUUCCUGUGCUUCAGCCAGGCUCAAGCAGUCGGGAUGAAGGGAACUUUCCGGGCCUUCCUUUCUGCCAGACUCCAAGAUCUCUACAGCAUCGUCCACAAGACUGACAGGGACCAUUUGCCAAUUGUCAACCUUAAGGAUGAGGUGCUAUUUGACAGCUGGGAUGCCAUUUUCAGUGGUGGUAGAAUGAAGGACAGUGUGACGAUCUACUCCUUCGAUGGCAAGGAUGUGCUAAGUGACAGCACAUGGCCAGAGAAGAUGGUGUGGCACGGCUCCAACAGCGCCGGUCAGCAUCACAUCGACAACUUCUGUGAGACGUGGCGUGUGGGAGACCCGGUGGUGACAGGCAUGGCAUCAUCGCUGCAGAGCGGCAGUCUGCUCCAGCAGAGCUCCAGCAGCUGCUCCAGCUCCUACGUUGUGCUAUGUAUCGAGAACAGCUAUACGGGCCAGUCCAGGAGAUAGACACAUAAACACACACACAACACUGGACAAAGGGAAAUCCCAAAGCGGUCAGUCAGGCUUUUGUCCACACACACCUGUCUUUGCACUACAUGUGGUGCUUUGUAAAUAGGUUUUUUUUAAUUAAUGAUGAGUUUAUAUUAGCUCCUUCUGUACGGUGCUAUACAAGAUUAUCCCACUUGUUUAACCUAAUCUAAGCUCAGGUGACACAGUAACACACACCCUUUGGCAGUUGGAGGUCCAUGCUCCUGUGGCAGCAGCAGCAGCGUUAGAUGUUAUUUCUUUGCUGUGUCUGACCAGUUAGUACAGUCAUGAUGUAUCUAGAAUGCUUGAUGCCAGCUGGCAAAGUGAAUUUAAAGGGUCAGUUCACACAAAUUGCACUGCUUUCUUGUGGUAAUCUGCAGUGCAGAUAGGUUUGGUUGUAUUUGACCAGGUAUGUAAAUAACUACAUCCACAUCAAAAUUAUGGAGGUGAAGGGAAGACGUUUGCCCAGUGGUCGUGGAAAAGUAAGUGCUCGAAUUAAAUUUUUGUCAUCCAUGUUAGCUUAAAAAAUGAAAAUUUGAGCAUUUACUAUUCCAUGACAACUGGACAAAAAUAAACCAAACCUAUCUGCAUGGUGAAACAAGUAGAUAUGUUUUUUUAAAAAGGUUUGUUGUUUGAGUGAACUGACCCUUUAAAUGCCAUUUAAUUAUUAAUGUAGAACAACCCAGAAAAAUGUCUUGUGCAUAAGGCCAGGCUCAUCAGCUUAAUCUUUCUAAGAAAGGGAUAUACAGUGUGUACCACUGUGGUCAUACACGUGUAUCUGAAAUACCACUAAGAACUGUGGAGCAAAAGCCACAAAAAUACAACUGAGGAAGUCGUUUAAAAAACUCACCUGUCAGUGUUUCCUCAUCUUCCUGCCUGGGCUUAACCAAAAACUGUCAGGAAACAAUAACAUAACAAAUCUACAACUCAAAUACCUGAAAUCAGUGUUAGUAAUGACUUAAAUCAUCUAUCUCCUAAAUACCACCUUAACCUUUUAUAUAAAGUAUUUGUCAGUGCAGGAGAGGAAAAUGUAGCAGAUGAACUAAAUGGUUCUGUCAUCAAUACAAUUUAACAUCCACAAGCAAGAAAAACAUUGAAUAAUUGUAUAAGAAAUGUAUGUUUUAAACUUCUUUUCCUUGUUAUGUGUAUCCCAUAGCACUCAAGUUAUAGCCUCUUCAUUUUCCUACUGUAUAACAUAGGAAAAUAUUUUCAGAUCACAUUUUUAGCAGUAACAAAGGGGUAUUUAUUUUUAUAAAUGUGUUUUUAGUUCAACUAAAAUGUGUGAUGUGAAUUCUUUCACAAAAAUAUUCUGAAAUUCACCAAAUUUGCAAGCCCUAAACAAAGAUUGGUCAUGUGUCCAGAAAUGAGCUGGGGACCAGUUUCCCACCGAGAUACAGUUUGCACAGAUCGUAAGCAAACAGCUAAAGUAUAUGUACAGGAAAGGAUUCAGCCAUAAAUGUUUGUGCACUGUCGCUUGUUAUUUGUUUCACUUUUUAUUGGAGAAAAGCGCAGUAAAUGUGCUGCAGCUAGUUUACUGGAGUCACCAGUGGAGAAGAUCUAGACACUGGGGUGAAACUUGACUGUUAGCCUUCAGCUUCUGAAGUGUAAAAUGACAUUUCAUGUACUAACAAAGCCGUAACAAAUGCAGUAAGAUGUGUGUUAACUCUUGCAGUUUGUCUAUCUGAUAUGUGAGCAACAGUGUGAAAUGCUGCAUUUCAUUGAAUAAACCCAUGU
Molecule: messenger RNA, 6092 nt
Organism: Monopterus albus (swamp eel)
Lineage: Eukaryota; Metazoa; Chordata; Actinopteri; Synbranchiformes; Synbranchidae
Product: collagen alpha-1(XVIII) chain-like
Exons: 44
Coding region: 174-4337 (1387 amino acids)
Biological process (GO): extracellular matrix organization
Molecular function (GO): extracellular matrix structural constituent conferring tensile strength
Source: RefSeq, a predicted model, not a curated record